AGACUUUAUGAAUUAGUUGACAGUUAUAUAUUUUCAACUUUUUGCCUCUCUUGAUUCGUUAUUUUGUUUUGUUAAAAAUAAUAACGUGUGUCCGCAAAUCACAGUAUGACUUCUGAAUGUGUUAAAGUCAUCGUGCGUUGUCGGCCGAUGAAUGAGAGAGAACACAAGCUGAAAUGCAAGUGUGUUAUUGACAUGGUGGAAAGUCGAGGACAGUGUGUUAUCAAAAACCCCAAUGAUGCGAAGGCUCCUCCGAAAACGUUCACUUUUGAUGGUUCUUACUUCAUAAAUUCAACGACAGAGCAGAUAUAUAAUGACAUAGCCUACCCACUUGUUGAGGGUGUCACGGAGGGCUACAAUGGAACAAUAUUUGCUUAUGGUCAGACUGGUUGUGGCAAAUCAUUUACGAUGCAGGGCAUAACCAAUCCUCCAACACAGCGGGGUAUUAUUCCAAGAGCCUUUGAUCAUGUGUUUGAGACUGUGUCUGUUACUGACGGAACUAAGUUCUUGAUUCACGCGUCGUACCUGGAGAUUUACAAUGAAGAAAUCCGUGAUUUGUUGGGCAAGGAUACGAAACAGAGACUGGAACUUCACGAACAUCCCGAGAAAGGCGUCUAUGUCAAUGACCUGUCGAUGCAUGCCGUCCACAAUGUCCAGGAGUGUGAACGAAUCAUGGCCCAGGGCUGGAAGAACCGAGCUACAGGGGCCACACUGAUGAACGCCGACUCAUCACGCAGCCAUUCCAUCUUCACGAUAUCGCUCGAGAUGGCCACAACAGACGAAGAGGGUGAAGAUCAUAUACGAGCAGGGAAACUAAACCUUGUAGAUCUGGCAGGAAGUGAGCGACAAGCAAAAACAGGUUCCACUGGUGACAGGUUGAAAGAGGCAACAAAAAUCAACCUUUCUCUGUCUGCUCUCGGUAACGUGAUAUCAGCUCUUGUUGAUGGGAAAUCAAAACACAUACCUUACCGAGACUCCAAACUCACUCGCCUGCUGCAGGACUCCUUGGGCGGCAACACAAAGACAAUGAUGGUCGCCUGCCUGUCUCCGGCCGACAACAACUACGACGAGACGUUAAGUACGCUGCGGUACGCCAACCGUGCCAAAAACAUCAAGAAUAAACCGAAGAUCAACGAGGACCCGAAAGACGCUCUGCUGCGCCAGUACCAGGAGGAGAUCCAGAAGCUGAAAGCUAUGUUGAUGGGUCAGAUUCCGCUUCCUACAGACGGGUUUUCAGAAAUCCAAGAUCUGCAGAAAUCCGAACAGAAAGUGGAUCCAAACGCUGUCACUCGCGAAGAACUGGAGGAGGAGAAACAGAGGCUGAGAAAGGAAUACGAGACAAAGAUGUAUGAAAUGAGCCAUGCUUAUGAGGAGGAGAAGUCAAACAAAGUCAAACUAGAAGAAGACAUGGCAAAACUGCGACAGUUUUACGACAGUCAGCUGAAGUCUGUGGACGGACAGUUAGCCCAUCUGCCACCAACAGCUGCAGUUCUUGGGGAAAUAGAGUGGUCUGCCGACACCCAGCGUGAUGUUGGUGAAACGCCAGUCACUAGCAGUAGCUUGGUGGCUGCCGAUGUGGUGGUUGGCGGUUCUGCCAUUUCAGUGGACAGUAAAAAGGAGAAACCCGCCAUGUCUGCACCCAAGGCUCGUCCGCAGUCUGUUUUAUCUGGGGACGUGGCGCUAAGUGGGCCAGAGUCCAUCCCAUCUGGGCAGUCAGUGAUUGAAUCAGAGUCCAGCAGUGAUGCAUCAAAAGUUGUUUCAGUUCAGAAUACAGAGACUGCGCAUGUUCUCCCAGAAGGAUUACAGUCACAGUUACAAACAUCAAACUUAACUGUACAAGAAGAGGCCAAGAGAAGGCUACGACUGCUGCAGGAGCAGAUGGUGGGGGGAGAGAACCUGUCUAAUGCUGCCCUUAAGGAGAAACAUCAGCAGCGGUUGAACUUUGCUGAAGAACGGAGACUACAUCUAGCUGAGGCGAUUGCUAACAUGGAUGAUGAUGAUAUGAAAAUGCUGGGCAUCUAUGAUAACAUCCAUGAAGAACUCAAAGCAAAGAAUAAACUUCUCGAAAAGGAAAAAGAAAAGGUGGAGUCCUUGCAAAGAGACUUGAUAGACAUGCAGUCAGAGUUUGAGUUUGACAGAAUCGACUACCUUGACACGAUACGGAAACAAGAAAAGCAAAUGAAGCUGCUUGAAGCCAUCGUAAACCGGAUCCACCCAUGUCUCCGUCGAGACUGCAACUACUACAACCUCGACAAAGUGAAAAUGGAGUGCAAGUGGGACGAGGAUGAACACAAGUGGAUUCUGCCCAAGUUAGUCGUAGAAAGAACGUCACUUCCAGCUAGUGGUCCAGGUUUGAAAUUUCUGUAUGACUCUGGCAGUGACUUUGACGAUGACAGACUAAGAGAGAAGUUGCGGAGGAGUGAUGACCAGUCGUCGGCGUAUUUCCAGCCGAAGAGAGCAAGUCAGCUGUUGAGCUCUCCAGAGGGUAUGGGGAAGAUGAACAUGCGUGACGUGCGUGAGUCUUACGGUAUUAACGGCACGAUUGAGCGACCCGAUGACUCGGUGACCCGAGGUUUGCGAGCGGCCCAGGUCCAUGGUCAGCUGACCACCGAUGACUCCCUCGUUCGAAGACCGGCCAGAUUGGAGUCACUGUCGUCCUCGGGCAUCAAGAAAUCUAGGAAGAAGAGGGGAAUGGAAUGAUACAAGUUUUAACUUGUCUUUAUGUUGUCAAUUGUGGGUGUCAGCUUCUUAGUCUUACUUAACAGGAAUGGGUUUCAACUUUCACCUUUGUUGGACUGACAUUUUAAAACAAUUUAUCACCGUGUUCCACUAACAAGCUAAAAUACAAAUGAAAGGAUUUCACCGUUUUAACUCUGAUAUUGUACCCAUUUUAGUUAGAUUUACAAAAAAAAACAAAGAUGGUAGGGAUCCACUUGUCAGAAAUUUUCAAUAAUUUGAUGACAGGAUGUCUGUUUUUCACCAGUAGAAUGAAGCAAUAUGUAAACGUUACGUUGUACAACAAACUCAUAUCUAUAAACAAAUGCAUAAAUUGCCAUGAACAUUACCAGUAAUUUUGGUAAUGGACCAGUACAUUUUGUGAUACAUAUUGUUUCAAAGCUAAGAACUGCAAAAGUAAAAAGGGCAGAAACGGUGGGGUGGGAUGUGGGGGUCACAUCCACAAAACAUUCCUGGUGGUAGAUAAAUAAAUAAAUCUUAGUAAAAGGCCCAAGUUUUUUUUAUGUCCUUUUGAGUGUUUUUUAUAGUCGGAAGUAUUAAGAAAUGACUGGUAGGUUAAACAUAAGUAAAAUCCAGAAGAAGAGGUGGGCUUUUGACAGGUUUGAUCAUAUACAAAAAGACAAGUAUAAAUCAACAGUUCUGUUUGAACAGAUGCUGGGUCUUUGGUGACAGUGAAAUCGGUAAAUAACAGAAUGAUGACUGAGUAUAUUAGAAAUGGGGACAGGUUCCACGACAUGCCUUAUCCAGUGAAUCUGCUUCCGAUUGUGCCCGCCACAUAUAUGCUUCAUUAAAAGUUCACUACCACCUGGUUUUUCUUAAAUAGUUUAGUGUAGCCAUUUUAAAUUUCAAGAUGGCCAUCAUCUUGGUCUUUGGGUGGGUGCUUUUUUAAUACAUAUUUAUUAAUAUCUCGGUAUCUAAAGAUGAUAGAAACUGGGUGUUUUUCGGAAGAGGUGACUUAAAAAAGUCCAUUUGCUGCUGUGAUAUGAUAUAAGUACAAACAAUUAGUUCCACUAGCUCAGACCAAAUAUUAAUUUCUUUGCAUAUUAUCCUGGCCUGUGGGUAACACUGAAUUUCCCCCCAAAAAACGAAAGAACUUAAAAGAAAUACAUCCGGACUGCAAAAGCAAAGAAGAAUGAAGAGAAAGUAUAUAUCAUGAUUGGAAGAGGUGACCCUUGACACAUGGAAGAUUUUGACCAAUCAACUGUUAGGAAGUUCGGACCAGUCCAUAGGACAGAGAAGAAAUACUCUGUUACCCAGAGGCCAGGAUAAGUAUUCAUGAGAAGAGAAAACAAUUAAAGUUUUCUACAGAUGCCAGGGCCAAGAGCUGGUAUAUAUGGUUAUAAAUAAAUUAGCUAGAUACAGUAAGAUCUGCAGUGUGAAAAUCUCUGAUGAUUGUGAAUAUUGGCUGUCUCUUGGUACAAACUGUUGAUGAUGCAUAAUGUCUUGUUGUGUAGACUCGUAUAUGUUGUUUGUACUUAAUAACAAUGAAAUACUAUUUUCAUAAUUGAAACUAUAGUCCUUCCUACAGGGAACACUGGUUUUAUUUACUGUCGUAUUUACUACAAGUUAUUUUUUCUGAGCUGAUUGUUUUCUAAAUUGGACACUAAUUUAAAAUAGUAUUUUUUGUUUGUUAUAUAUUUCCAAAACACUUUUACUUUUCCUCUUACAUUAAAUCAAACUAAAAUUAUUUACAAAAAGCAAUGUUCUAGGAGACUGGGAAGGGCGAUAGUGUUGUUUGAUAUGUACUGUGCCAUGUAGUUAGUGCUUGCUGUUACACAAAUUGUUUAAGUAUAAUUACUGGGUGAAUCUUCCAUUAACACGGUUUCUGUAGUAUCUGUUGUACAUUCCACCUCACUACUGAGGAAACCGCAGAGUGUGAUGUCACAAACUUAGUAUGACAAAAGGUAAAGCUGUCUGAUGAUAGUGGCCAAUUUAUAUAAAUUUGUCUUUGGUGUGCUAUUAUUGUAAGGUUGUAAAUAUAGACAAAACCAUAGAUAGAAGAAUCCAGAAUAUUUGUCCUGGAAAAUCUUAUAAAAUGUUGCCAUAUUUAUAACUUGAUAUAUCCUACGUAAAUAUGUAAUUCUUGUAACUGGUAUCUAGCACAGUCAGACCGUGUUGCAAUGACUAUCAUCAUAACAUUUACAUCAUCAGAUUUAAGUUAUAUGGAAACAAAUGUAUACAACAUUGGAAACAAAUGUAUACAACAUAUGAUAAAUGUCAUGCAUUAUAACAUAAUCCACUUUCAGACACUGAAAGGGCAAAUUUAUAACAAACAUACAAAUUUCUAUUUCAUAUGCUUCUUUUUUAAUGACAAAAGAAGAAUCGAAUUAGAGAAAUUGUUUAAUUACUUUUAACAACCUAAGCUUGUAAUGUAUAGGUGACUGUUAUAGUCACCUUGAAUCUCGCACAGAGCCAUUAAAUCUUACUUUGGAUGGUAAUCAUGACAGCGUCAAACACAGUGUAAUGACAGAGUGACCAUGGGACAGAGGUGGUCAUUAUAACGAGGUCUGACUGUACUUAAAUACAUUUGAGUGCUGAGAUUAUCAGGGAAAUGGCAAUUGUUCUGGUUUUCUAGUGAAAUACUUAUAGUAAUGUUUGUUCACAAUUGCAAACAUUCCUUUGUACAUUUUCAUUCUUAUAGCUCAAGACAUUCAAUUCAUGAGUUGCAAUAAAAAAUAAAACAUCCUUAACAUUUGCAAAAUGGUUUAAUAUUAGUUAUUGCUACAUGAAUGUUAUUACUAUUUUAAUGUUAUGUAAAAUAUUUAUCAAGAGCAGUUUAUUUAAUUCCUAAUUCCAUUAAAUGCAUUCCAACUAUUAAUCAGUAUUUUAUUUGUUUAAAAACAAAACAACAAAAAUACAAAAUAAAAUUAAUUUCAUACGGUUCAAUUGUUAAAUAUUGUGUCAAAAGCAAAACUUAAAUUUCUGAUGCUUUACGUUAUGUGAGUGUAAAACAUUAAAUGUUAUAUUCACAAUUAUAUUUGACACAUUUUGUGCUACACGUAAGAAUCCUAGACCACAGUUACUUGAAACACAUCAUAAUGGUAGUUAUUUUUACCUUUAUAUUUAAGUUAUUACCCGGGUUAUUGUUGUCAUAUAGAUGUGAUGUAUAGAUUGUCUUGUUGUCCUUCCUCGUGUCAUAUUUAUUAAAAGUGCAAUGUUGUUUGUGUUCCUAUGUUAUGACUUUAUUUAUUUUCCAUUUGCUAUUUAUUUUUCCUAUAAAAUCUGAAUUAUUUCACUUACUAUAUUUAUUUUAACGUAUUCCCUCUAAAAUUAUGCCUUUGUCUAAUUUUGAAUUUAACAAGAUGCCAACUUUGACAAGCAUGAACAGGUGAUGUUUUUCAUUAAUAUUUAAACACACUGUCAGGUGGCAAGAUUUGACCCUACUGCAGUAACUCACCCAGGAUCUUUAUGACUGAACCAAUAAAAGUAUGUUUUAAUGAGUUUGCAAAGCCAUGUUUAAUGAAAUAUUUAAGUGAAUCUGUUAUAGUGGUAGUUCUUUUUUAAAAACCUCCCAGUUCAACAUCAGGCCUUGCAGACUGAGAGGUUAUUUUAAAAUAUUCCUCACUGUCCAUCUCUUUUGAACAAAACACUGUUUUGAUGACUGGUUAUAAACAAAGAUUACUAGACGUGACAACUUAUUUUUGGUGUCCAUUCACAAGCAGUGGUCAAAUUUUACGUGAUUAUUUAUGGUUUUGAAAACUGUCUCACUUUCAUUCAGUAUUUUGGUAUCUACAUGUAUAAUAGCUUUGUCCUAUGUUUUGGUACCUGUGUCUUUAAUAGCUUUGUCAUGUGUUUAGGUACCGGUUGCUAUAAUGAGGUUUUCUAUUUAUUUCUCAUUCUGUGGUCAUAAUUAUAAGCGCUGGAAGCUAGUGGAAUGUUUGUCACUUGUGCCAUAGUUUUUCCACUUGAAUAUAUUUCGCUUUAGUUCUAUUCAUGCAUGCCUGUUAUGCCAGAAUAGGGUAAAGAAAUAAGUAUUAUAUAUUGGUGAUAUUUUGUUUUAACACAUUAUACACUACUGUGGUGAUAGUCGUUUGAGACAUGAAGGCCUACCUUACAAAUAUACAAUAAAGGCUGAGCUUGUGUAUUUUUGCCUUGGUUCUAGUCAUGCAUUCAUAACACCAUCCCUUGCCAGAGAAGAAUGAUAGCUAACGCACUCUAUAAUGUAAUCAAAUAAUGAUUUGUAUAAAUAAUAGAUUAUAGGGUUAGAUUAUAAGUUCAAAAUGAACUAAUGAAAUAUUUAACAGUUAUGGUUCAUUUGAUAAGUUUUUAGGUUAAAUGGGGAAUUGUUUUAUGCUUUAUUUUAAAUGUUUGUUUUCUGACUAUUUGUUAUUCAUGAGGUCUAAACAUAAACACUUCUUAAAUUAGGCCUUGUGGUUUUAACAUGACACAACCCGAUAUUUUUUUCUGGUGAUUUAUGGACAUUUUGUAAAGAACCAUGAAAAAGAAACUGGACAUUUUGAAGAUCUGCGUUUGGGUGUGUUACAAUCUUUUAAUUCUGUGGUGUACAUUUUGAAAUUACUGUAAACUCUGAAUGAUGAAAUACAUUUUAGAUAAACAAGAAACAGAACUGAGAUUGAAAAACAGUUGGUAAUAUUAUUUAACAAAACACAUGUACUGUUAUUUUACAGGUUUUAUUGUAAUUACUUUUUAUUGUGAUUACAUCAUAAACUAAUGUUGAAGUGUUUUUAGCUUUUAUUUGUAACAUCUUAGGUUUGUUGCGUCUCUGUCCAAUAUUUAUGAUUGUGCGUAAAUUAGUCUUUAAUUUUUAAUUACAGAUAUUCCAGAUAAUAUAUAAUAUUUGGUUUACAGUCAGUUUUCUACAAGUUGUUUCUUGUACUGGCAACACAAAAAGUUUGAAAGAUUAAUCUUGUGGAUAUGAAUAGGAGAAUGUGUUGAAUUAUUGUUAUUAUGACUUUAUAGAUCUAAUGUUGUGUCCUGUGAUAAAAAGAAAAUUGUGUACAUACAUGAAUUGUUUUAUAUUUUUUCACAUAAUGCAUAUUGAAUGUAUUUAUUGUCUCGCCUUCAUAAAGUAAAAAGACAAGAUAUACCAUAGGCAUUAUGUUUCCGGUGUUGAUGGCAUCAAUGUUUUCAUUUAGUCAAGUUAAAAGUUUGACAUGUAGAUCCAUUUUUGUCAAACUAUAAGUCAUACAUCAGUGAAACUUGGUUUAUAGUUGCGACUUUCGAUGUGCAUAACAAUGCAUUAUAAUAAUAAUUAAAUUAACAUUUUAAUUGUAUAUUUUAAAAACAUCAUUAGUUUAAUUUUUUUAUUUUUAUUUUUUUAUUUUAGUAUAAUGUUUUUAAAACAUUGAAAUGAACAUCUAUGAAUGCAAUUGUCAGCCACAUCAAGUCAGUUUCUGCUAGGUGAGGCAUCCUAUUCUGUGGCGUUAUAGACAUGACAUGUUCUGUGAUAAACAAAAUGGGUGUACGUACACGAAUUGUUCUAUUGUAAUGGUUGGAAACAAUAUAUUUUUUGUAUUUGCUCCAAGUGUAUUAAUAUUUAACAAAUCAAAAUAAGUAUUAAUUUGACAAGUUAAGAGACUGAAGUUAUUUAGCAUGAUUUUGUCAAUCAGUGUAGAUAUUGUCAAUUGAAGGAAUUCAGACCACAUUUUCAAAUAUUUAUAUUAACAAUAUGAAAUUGUUUUAUUCCACCCACAUCUUAACAUAAUUAUCAAAUAAAAUGAAAUUUUGUUUUUCGUCCACAUUUUAAUAUAGUUAUAUACAUGUUAGUCAUGAGAAAUAACAUGCCUGAUAACCUAUAGAUGAUAAAGUCAUUUAAGAGAAAUGGGUCCAUAUCUGUACAACAUUUACGGAGCAGUUCACCUAUUACUAGUAAUUGCCUUUUUAAAAGAGAUCUAUUAAUUAUGAAUUUGAAAAGAGUUCAAGGGUAGGACAUAGCCCUGUGGUAAAAUGCUCACUUGAUGCUCAGUCUGUCUAGGAUCGAUUCCCAUCAGUGGGCCCAUUGGAUUAUUUCUUCUUCCAGCCAGUGCACCAUGACUGGUGUAUCAAAGGCCAAGGU
Messenger RNA from Gigantopelta aegis, 8749 nucleotides. RefSeq names its product kinesin-like protein KIF17. Bases 106 to 2697 code for a protein of 863 amino acids. Gene Ontology annotation, molecular function: ATP binding; microtubule motor activity; microtubule binding. The transcript is spliced from 18 exons. Gene Ontology annotation, biological process: microtubule-based movement. The record is from RefSeq and is a predicted model, not a curated record. Lineage: Eukaryota; Metazoa; Mollusca; Gastropoda; Neomphalida; Peltospiridae.